AUGCUCGACUUUAUCCGGGACUGCAUCUUCGGAACUCUGGCAGAUGACCCACUCCCUCCCGCCGACGGUCGAUCUCCCGAGUCCAUCGCUUCCGAUAUCGUCACCAGAAUCCUGAACGCCGAUUCUGUCGAAUCACUCCGCAAACAGUUGAGAGAGGAAGUAUUCAUCGAUAGUUGGUCGGAGGCCAUCGCGAAAGCUAUACUGGAAGGCUUGAAGAACGCAAUCAAUGCUGGCACAGAAAUGGCAAAGGCAGCUGCUGACGCAGCGGCCAAGAGCAAGGAUGCUGCUGUCAAGUUUGCGACCGAUCAUCCUGAGUACGCUACCUUGAUUGCAUUGGGAAUCUUAGCCCUGUUGAUGCCAUGGGCUCUGGAAUUAAUCGGCUUUGGGGAGCUGGGUCCCAUUGAGGGCUCCUUUGCAGCUGCUUGGCAAAGGACAUUCGCUGGGUAUGUACCCAAGGGAAGGUUAUUUGGGUAUUUCCAGAGGCUGGGAAUGAAAUGGCACUGGAUUGUUUGA
Messenger RNA from Penicillium pulvis, 513 nucleotides. RefSeq lists its product as uncharacterized. The record is from RefSeq and is a predicted model, not a curated record. Lineage: Eukaryota; Fungi; Ascomycota; Eurotiomycetes; Eurotiales; Aspergillaceae. Bases 1 to 513 code for a protein of 170 amino acids. The transcript has a single exon.